This is a messenger RNA of Acytostelium subglobosum LB1, 837 nucleotides long. RefSeq lists its product as hypothetical. The transcript has a single exon. Lineage: Eukaryota; Evosea; Eumycetozoa; Acytosteliales; Acytosteliaceae. Bases 1 to 837 code for a protein of 278 amino acids. The record is from RefSeq and is a predicted model, not a curated record.
AUGACUGUGACAGACGAUGAUAUUAAACAGAUGCAUGCAACGAGGUCGGCGACAGUACUCAACACACUGCAGCGAUGGGGAAGAGACCUGUUGGAUACAAACAAACGCAAUGCUAUACCAGUUGAAGACCGACGUCGGUUGGAACUCUACUUCACGCAACUCAACAUGCAACCAGACAGCGCACGUGGGGAUACUGAACCAGACGAACGCACCAAGUCAACACUGGCAAGAGUUGUCGAGAAACAUGCGAAUGAGCAACGAGUCGAACAACUGAACCAUCGACUUGUCCAUGAUUUUGACGACGAUGAUCAUCUUAACCGUGCAGUGGUGGUCAACUCUAUCGCCAAGCUUGACAAAGACGUUGGUCGAGUCGACAAGCAAUUGGAGCAUAUCCUGUCUGGUGGAGAUCUUGGUAAACUCCCCAUCAUCGGUGGUGGUGAUGGUGGUGUUGCAGAAGAUGAUGACCCAACCAAGCUAAGAGUUCAUGACAAGGAGGUAAGCAAAUCAUUGGUUGCCUACUGGGAGAAGAUAACAAGCGACAGAGAUAGAAUCAUCAAAGAGAAAUUGGGAGAGAAUCAACGAGAGAUUAACAAAGUGGACAACCUAUCCAAACAGUUCAACAGGAUAACAUCUAAAGCAAAUCUCAAGAGUAUUGAUAUCAACAAUGUUGUGAUCAAGUUUGAUAAGAUGCAACAAGAGAAUCAGACACUUGUCGAUGCCGUCAAUCAAUCAUUCCAACCCGACAGUGUAAUCAAUCAACUCAAGGAACUGUUCCGUCCAUACUCUGAUGCAUUGGCAACUAUUAAACGUAAUGGAACAGACGAGAUCAUUCAGUGA